Lactuca saligna is the source of this 627-nucleotide messenger RNA. The record is from the annotation of a GenBank genome assembly. Lineage: Eukaryota; Viridiplantae; Streptophyta; Magnoliopsida; Asterales; Asteraceae.
AUGUCCCGUAAAACGAAGAAGCUUACGAAGAAGCAGUUCGCCAAAAUCAUGCAAUUAUCGAUGUCUGUCUGGUUUGCCAAGUCUUUGGAAUUUACUAUUUGGUUUGUUCUUCGAUGCUUAACUGGAUGGAGCACAUUAUUAGACAAGGCGAAGCUUGAGGGAUUGAUUCUACGCAAAGUCUACACUCAAGAGGGUAUUCUUUUCCCUAUUGAUCAUGUUAUGACUGAGUAUUCUUCGAUGACUAUUCCUAAGGUGUUGGUGAAUGAUUUAAAGAUAUUUCCUAUGAUUGCUCGAAUUCUAGAUUCCAUGUUUAAUCUAGUGACUCCUUCUCAUGAGUUUUUUGUUCAUUAUCUUGUUAACAUUGGUUCUACUACAACUGGAAGUUUACCACCAAAGGUUUCGAAUAAGGGUGCUGAAGGGAUAUCACAUGUAGACACAUCCAUAAAUUAUACAACAACAAUCGAAUUCCAUGUUGUUACUUCGCCUACUUUACAACCACCAUUGUCAUCACCACCCUAUACUUCAACCAUUGUUCUUCCUACAUCUACUUUGUUGUCACAAAAAUUUUCUGGUGUUCUACAACAACCCAUUGUUGCAUUGUUUUCAUCUCGAUCCAUAGAACAUUAG